UUGUCGAAUGUUGCGUCAAUCAGUGUACUGUGUUUGGAGCAUCGGAGAGCAUUCGCCUCCUCAGUGCUGAUGCGAGCAAGGAUAGCUAUCCCUGCUCCCUAGCACCGACGCAGGCAAAGAGAGGCUCCGCAUGUUAGCUCCACACAAUGCCAUUUGUAUUUAAUAGCGUCUUAUAGCAAAGAGAACAGGGAGACGAGGUGUGAAAGAACUACCGAUCCCAAAUCGAACGAGCGAAACAGCAACCUAAUCGGGCUGGGGAAGACAGGGCACUGCUGGUGUCGGUGCUUAAAAAAAAGAGACACAGUAACCCAUUUAACGCCUUGGUGAACCUCGGUGUAAACCUUAAGCAGACCAUGUCAACCUCGGGAAAGGAAGGUAGCGCCCAACUUGCCAAUUACGUGGGACCCUACCGCUUGGAAAAGACCCUAGGAAAAGGGCAGACAGGUCUGGUGAAGUUAGGAGUUCACUGUGUAACAUGUCAGAAAAUGGCCAUAAAGAUUGUCAACCGGGAGAAGCUCAGCGAGUCUGUCCUAAUGAAGGUGGAACGAGAAAUAGCAAUUUUGAAGCUGAUCGAGCAUCCACAUGUUUUAAAACUACACGAUGUUUAUGAAAAUAAGAAAUACUUGUAUCUGGUGCUGGAGCAUGUCUCUGGGGGAGAGUUGUUUGACUACCUGGUCAAGAAGGGCCGUCUGACUCCCAAGGAAUCCCGCAAAUUCUUCAGACAGAUCAUCUCUGCCCUGGACUUUUGCCACAGCCACUCCAUAUGUCACCGGGAUCUAAAGCCAGAGAACCUGCUGCUGGACGAGAAGAACAACAUCCGUGUGGCUGAUUUCGGCAUGGCUUCCCUGCAGGUUGGCGACAGUCUCCUGGAGACCAGCUGUGGAUCCCCUCACUAUGCUAGCCCAGAGGUCAUAAGGGGAGAGAAGUAUGAUGGUCGGAAGGCUGAUGUCUGGAGUUGUGGCGUCAUUCUCUUCGCACUUUUAGUGGGUGCGCUGCCGUUUGACGAUGAUAACCUGCGGAACCUUCUGGAGAAGGUGAAACUGGGCGUGUUCCACAUGCCCCACUUCAUCCCGCCAGAUUGCCAGAACCUGCUGAAGGGAAUGAUUGAGGUGGACGCCGACAAGAGACUCACGUUGGACCAGAUUCAGAAGCACGCCUGGUACUUAGCCGGUAAGAGCGAGCCAGAACCCCAUCCGCCCGUGCAGCGUAAGGUAGCCAUGCGGUCGCUCCCGGCGAUGGAGGACAUCGAUCCGGACGUGCUGGAGAGCAUGCACUCUCUGGGCUGCUUCAGGGACAAGAGCAAACUCGUCAAUGACCUGCUGGAUGAGGAUGACAACCAGGAGAAGAUGAUCUAUUUUAUGCUUCUGGACCGAAAAGAGCGUUUUCCCAGUCAAGCAGACCAGAACCUUCCGCCCCGCACCGACGUUGAUCCUCCGCGUAAGCGUGUGGACUCCCCCAUGUUGACAAGACACAACAAGAGGAGACCGGAGAGGAAGAGCAUGGAGGUGCUGACCGUCACUGAUGGAGGGUCUCCUGUGCCCGUCAGACGAGCCUUAGACCUGUCCAAUCACGGGCAGAGGUCGAGGUCUAUCAGUGGUGCAUCUUCAUGUCUCUCUACCAGCCCUCUCAGCAGUCCAAGGGUGACGCCGCACGGCUCGCCGCGCGCCAGCCCGCUGCCCACGCCCAAGGGCACGCCCGUGCACACGCCCAAAGAGAGCCCGGCGGGCACACCCAGCCCCACCCCGCCGCCCAGCCCCUCACUGGGCGGGCAGCCCUGGAGGACACGCCUCAACUCCAUCAAGAACAGCUUCAUGGGAUCGCCACGUUUCCACCGCAGGAAAAUGCAGGUUCCCACCCAAGAGGAUAUGUCCAGCCUGACACCAGACUCAUCUCCAGAGCUGGCUAAGAAGUCGUGGUUCGGUAACUUCAUCAGCCUGGAGAAGGAGGAGCAGAUCUUCGUGGUGAUCAGAGACAAGCCCUUGAGCUCCAUCAAAGCAGACAUCGUUCAUGCCUUCCUCUCUAUCCCCAGUCUUAGCCACAGUGUGAUCUCUCAGACGAGUUUCCGGGCUGAGUAUAAGUCGUCGGCGGGGCCUGCGGUGUUCCAAAAGCCGGUGAAGUUCCAGGUGGACAUCACCUACUCCGAGAGUGGCUGCGCCCAGAAGGAGAACGGCAUCUACUCCGUCACCUUCACCCUGAUCUCAGGUCCGAGCCGGCGGUUUAAGCGGGUGGUUGAGACAAUUCAAGCACAGCUGUUAAGCAGCCAUGACCAACCGGGAGUCCAACAAAUCUCUGGUAGUCCGUUGAGUAACUUCUUUGACGUAAUUAGUCGGCUUUUUUCAGACGAGAAGCACGGUCACGGUCAGGCGCCACGCUCCCCCGGCACGCCCAGCAAGCACGGGGCUAAUGGCAGGAGGCCUGACCCAGAACCCUCUGACUCUAAGAGCCAAGCGGGCAAAGACAGGGCCCAAUCCCCCUCACCCUCACCCUCACCCUCACCCUCCCCCACUGGGACGCAGGAGCAACCUUAAGAAAGGGAAUUUAUAUUAGAGGACUAACCCCUAGAUUCCCAAAAGAAAAGAAAAGAAAAGAGUGAAAAGAAAAAGAGAAUAAAGAUAAUAAAGUUAAACCUAGGAAUAACUAGUUGGUUUGAUCUACCAACAAAACAUUUUUUUUUGUACAAUGAAAUGUCUGAAAUCUGGCGGCAAAUUUCUGUUUUAGAUGCACAGACACAGUCUAAUUUUUUCUCCUCAUUUGUUUUUUUGUUUUGUUGUUUUUCAUUUGAUCUUUUAUUCCUAUUUGUCUCCUGCACACAGUUUGGUGAUCGCUUGGCUUGUUUUCACUACCAGGAAUUAUCCAGAAAACGUAUUAAAGUUCCACUCCUGCUGUCUCAAGAGGACAAUUUGACUUAAAGGCAGGAGGUUCCAGAGGACACACACCCAUCAUAAUGCUGACACAUGUCCCCACACCGGCUCUGAGAGAAUAUACAUCCUAUGACACAAAAGUCCCCUCCCAAAUGUCCCCAUAAUGAACAAUACCAAUGUACCUCACCUUUGUCCCCAUAACGCAGCAUCAGAUACUCUCUGCUGUAUGUCUCUUUGACCAGACUAGAUGGUAUACUCUCUUCUCUCUCCUUGCCCGCUGGAUUGUGGACGACAGACGACUGGGAGAAAAGCCUUAAGACAAAUAUGUUCUUCAAGCACAUAGUCUCUCUCUCUCUGUUUCUUCUGUACCCUACAUAUAUGGACAUGUGUACAUGUGCACACACACACACACACACACACACACACAUUAUCUCACACUCACACACACACACACACACACACAGACACACACUUGGAUGUAUUAGGCUACAAGAAGCGAGAGGAUGUUAGCACAGACAUAGGAUAAGGUGGCGGGUGGGAUGGAGCCCCACAGAGACGCUGGCAGGAUUGUACUCAUCGUGUAGUCUCUUUCUGAAUGAACCAUCAGUACUCCUUCAUGGACUUGCUGUAAAUGACACGGGAUCCUAGUGGCAAAAUCUAAAUAUUGGGUCCAUGACACAGGAAUGGGGUGGGAUAAGUAAGACACAAAUAAAAUAUUAUGUUGUACAGUCUAGAUAUGUUUUUUAUUGUAUAACAAAUGUCUAGCUGUGACAUGGAUCAGACUGUGUAUUUAUUUUUAUUUGUUUUGUUUUGGUCAUUGGUGGAAGAAGUAAUUUAUUUGUCACCUUUGAUUGGUGUUAUGCAUUGAUGUUCGAUUCUCAGUUUGUUUAUUUUUUUCUAAUUCUGUAUUUAAUGUUUUUAAUAUUUUUGAAGGAAGCAUCUGCAGGAUUCAGAGAAUCAUAAUUGUGAAUAUUUUUGUAAUUUAUUUAUUUGGUUUUAAUGGUGAAUGUCUUGUCUUUCUGUUAAUAUAUAUAAAUACACACACAUUAAUUUAUUCUAUUCUUAGGUAUUUAUAGGAACAAAACGGGGUAGAUAGUUGACAAUUUGUCGUGAUAUCAGGGCAUCAUUGACCGGAGGUUUUUGGCAAAUAUUGUCUCCCAUACUUAUGGUUGAACCGAUUAACAGUAUGUGAUCAAAGACACCUGUUUUUUUUCCUUUGUCCAGUUGAGAAGAGCUUGUAUUGUAUGUUCAAUUAUUUAUGAGUAAUUUAAGAAUGUAGACUAGCAUUUUGAGGAAAGAGGUGACCCACUGAUGUCUGUCUCUGAUGUCUCUUCUUGUUGGCGUGUGCAGCUGGGGGCUGGAGGGUGUGGGACUGACACUCAAGGAGACUCGCUGUAAAUAAAUAUUUGGGAGGGGGGGGGGAUGGGGGGUUUCCACAUGGCACUUGGUGGCAGGAGACCUGCUCCUGGGUUUGAUCUUGUAAUGCUGUUUGCAUGUCCGGCGGCCAGCUUUUCUUUGCAUGAUGUUGUAACCGUUAGAUUUCCACAGACCUUGUAAUCCCAAAGCUCUCCUCUUUUUUUUUUUUAAAGAAAAAAAAGUGUCUCUUAUUUUUUUGUUUUUUGUUUGUUUACUUGUUUGUUUGUUUUGUUUAAUCUUGAUCUCAUUUCUCUGUGAUCUAUACUUCUCUGUAUUUCCCUCUCUCUCUCUGUCUCUCUCUUUCUCUCUCUCUUCUGUUCUUGCCUUUCUGUUCCUCCCCGGGCCCCACGUCCUCGUCCACCUCCUCCCUGUGCUCCUGGUGAGAUCUCAGCACUCUCCCUAGCCCUGGUGGCUGACGCAGCAUGGAGGUGGAUCCAGAAUAAAUAAAGCAAUACAGAUUGUA
Messenger RNA from Clupea harengus (Atlantic herring), 4740 nucleotides. Its product is annotated as serine/threonine-protein kinase BRSK2. NCBI's taxonomy places the organism in Eukaryota, Metazoa, Chordata, Actinopteri, Clupeiformes, Clupeidae. Gene Ontology annotation, molecular function: protein serine/threonine kinase activity; ATP binding. Gene Ontology annotation, biological process: protein phosphorylation; intracellular signal transduction. The record is from RefSeq and is a predicted model, not a curated record. Gene Ontology annotation, cellular component: cytoplasm.